Messenger RNA from Centropristis striata (black sea bass), 1398 nucleotides. It is a transcript of the gene gcm2, whose product is annotated as glial cells missing transcription factor 2. Gene Ontology annotation, molecular function: RNA polymerase II cis-regulatory region sequence-specific DNA binding; DNA-binding transcription activator activity, RNA polymerase II-specific. The transcript has 8 exons. Gene Ontology annotation, biological process: regulation of transcription by RNA polymerase II; gliogenesis. Gene Ontology annotation, cellular component: nucleus. The coding region runs from base 1 to 1398 and encodes 465 amino acids. NCBI's taxonomy places the organism in Eukaryota, Metazoa, Chordata, Actinopteri, Perciformes, Serranidae. The record is from RefSeq and is a predicted model, not a curated record.
AUGUCCAGGGCCGAGGAGCGCGACGAGGCGGAUUGUGUUUGUUCCGUCGGGAUGAAGUUCACCUGGGACAUCAACGACCCCAAACUGCCUCAGGACACGAAGCAGUUCGACCCGUUCCAGGAGUGGACAGACGGUUACGUUCGUUACAUCUACAGCGCCGAGGAUAAGAACGCCCAGAGGCACCUGUCUGGUUGGGCCAUGAGGAACACCAACAACCACAACUGUCAGAUCCUGAAGAAGUCUUGUCUGGGGGUGGUGGUCUGCUCCCGAGGCUGCUCGCUGCCCGACGGGUCCCGCCUGCAGCUCCGCCCCGCCAUCUGUGACAAGGCCCGCCAGAAACAGCAGAAGAAGCUGUGUCCGAGCUGCAGCGCCGCCCUGGAGCUGCUGCCGUGCCGCGGCCACAGCGGUUACCCCGUCACCAACUUCUGGAGGGUCGACGGCAAGGCCAUCUUCUUCCAGGCUAAAGGGGUCCACGAUCACCCCAGACCCGAGUCCAAAUCCGAGACUGAAGCCAGAAGAAGUUCGGUGAAGCGACGCGUCAGCUCGCCGCCGUUCACGCCGAAGAGACGACUCAUCGAAACCCAGGCUCUGGGCCCCGCCCUCCUGUCCUGCGUGGAUCCGGCGGACCGGAUCUCCUUCAUGGAGCCCAGCUACCCGCAGCAUUACCCAGCAUUCCAGAGUCCAGAGCCCUACUACAACCCCCACAAUGCACUGGGGGAGGCCCCGCCCACGCUGCAGAAACCAGCCAAUCCCAGGCUCUACAUGGGCCGGCCCGGCUACGAGUUCCAAGGAUACCUGACCUCGCCCUCGUACCCCAUGACCUCUGACCUCUGUGACCCCAGGGUGACUCCGGUCCUGGGUUCCUCCUCCUCCUCGGCGGCCUCCUCGGCUCCUCUCUCCUCCUCCUGCUCCUCCUUCGACCCCCAGACCAAGUCCCCCGCCGGCUGGAAGGAGCUCCUGAAGAGCUCCGCCCCCUACGGCGACAACCACCACUACUACAGCACCGAGUACCCCUGCCGGUACCCCCCCGCCGCCCCGGGGUCCCCCGCCGCCCUGCAGACCAUCAUCACCACCACCACCAAGGUCUCCUACCAGCCGUGUCCGAAGCCUCCCGCGGCGCUGCCGUCCUACCAGUCCUGUCCCAAACCUCCCGCCGGACUCCCGUCCUACCAGUCCUGUGCACCUCCUAAACCCGCCGGACUCCCCGGCUGCUCGUCGCUGCUGGACGACGCGUCCUCGUCCUCGUACUCCACCGAGGUGAAGGUGACGGACGAGUCCGGCGGCGUCAUCAAGUCCCUGUCCUUCCAGCCGGAGUCCCUCCAGACCAAGACGGAGCGCGCCGACGGCUACGACUACCGCUACACCUACCCCAACACGUACCGCUAUGAGGACUACUGA